Messenger RNA from Hemicordylus capensis (graceful crag lizard), 3371 nucleotides. It is a transcript of the gene C2H5orf34, whose product is annotated as chromosome 2 C5orf34 homolog. The transcript is spliced from 13 exons. Bases 450 to 2378 code for a protein of 642 amino acids. NCBI's taxonomy places the organism in Eukaryota, Metazoa, Chordata, Lepidosauria, Squamata, Cordylidae. The record is from RefSeq and is a predicted model, not a curated record.
UUCUGUGCUCUGCCCACAUGAUCAUUCAGGAGAGGGUUUGUAUAUAUUUGACGGGAUCCGGCUUUUCUGUGGUCGAGAAUCAUCCAGGCGAGAUGGUCUUUAAAAAACACCAAAAGCUAGCAGACGUAAAAAGCUGCCGAAAAGCCCUGCGCCAAAGGGCCAGUUCUUGGACGAUCUAGCAGUAUGUAGCCUGCUAGCUUAAAUGCUUUCCUGCAAGCCAGUUUUGCCCCCCGCUAGCCUCUGAUCGCUGCACCCCCGCGUGCUCUUCGAGAUUCGAGAAGUGUACGUGAAGUGAACGUCCGCCCGCCUUUCUCGAGUCGGCCCGCCCUGCUGGGCUUGGUCUGGCGCGCUCUGGUUGGUUUGCCGCGUCUGGGCGCGCCGGUUGGAAUUGGAAAAAGGUGUCGGGAAGCGGCUCCGAGUCCGAAGUUCUGAACUUUUUACAUGUUGCAAUGGAGUUGGAGACCUGCAUGAUCCUUCAUGAGGAUAAUUCUGUAGAAGUGUACUAUGUGGAUGGAUCCAGACUGCUGCUUGCCCCUUGCGGGUCUGAGUUCUUGUACGAGCAGGCAGCUCCUAUUUCUGCCCACCCAUUGCAACCGCCAGAGAGGGUUCGCCAGAGGACAGAGUUUGCUAUUAGCAUCUACCGGGAACAGCUUCUGCGGGCGGUAGAUUUCCGGAACCAAUAUGCGAAUCGCCCUUAUUUACCUUCAGGUAUCAUGCCUCCUAACAGGAAAAAUGUUCUUUUUACAGAUAUCUGUGAAGCCCAGUGGCCUGGCCCCGAAACUGCUAGCGAGGUAAUAAAUAUGCAUAAUGGUAAUGUGAAAAUCACUUCUUUAGAUGGUCAUGCUUGCCUCUGCCUGCCAGAGCUCCAGCAAGAAUUUACGGUGGAGUUUUUAUGCAAAGUUAGCCAGAAGUUAUCUGCACCAUUGUCUCUUUUGGAGAACCACUACAGUGAAUCGACACAGGAUAGGUGUGGAAGAUCCAGCCAAGAUUCUACCUUAAAGCCAUCAUCUGAGCAUCUGAAAAUUAAAAAGAACAGCAGUCUUUGUGGGAAUGCAGACUCUUGUACGCAUGUGAGCAAAUCUGGAAGCAGUUCAAGUCAAACACAAAAAGAAAACGAGAUCCCUUGGUCUUUCCAGAGCUGUUCAUCUGAAUAUUCUAGAGUGACACAGCAUAUAUCUGUAUCCUCCUGCCCAGAACAGUGGAAGUACCCUUUGUCAUUGGCAUUUACAUUUUAUCGAUCCCAUAUUGGGCAUGUGGCCGAAUCUGAUGAAGGAAACAAAGGCAGUGGAAAUGCAGGAGUCGGUGAUGUUUUCAACGAACCUGAAAAAUCUAGGACAGUCACUUGCUUGCCUUUGGCUUUGCCGCUCAGCUGUCAUGCUUCAUACCUACACAGGUGGACCUUUUGUGAUCUCGUCCAACCAAGAAAAGAGGAUAUUGGCUGCUAUUCACACUCUCAACCAAUCAAAGUUGUUUGGAGCAAGGGUGUAAUAUACAGGUUCCUUACUGGAUCUAGAAGCAUAGAAAUUUACCCUGGAGAUGGAUCAGUCUUUAGAUCAGAAGGAUUGUUUUUGGGAAAAUAUUUUACUCGUUAUUCUAUUCAGGAAGGAACAAAACAGAGAGAAGAAACUAUGUACUCUGUAAGCAGUUUGCCACCUGAUACGCCUGGAAGUCUCUAUUCUGUAUCAGCAACUAUUACACAAGCUAUGAGAAUUCUCCAACACAGUCUUGAGACCAUGCUUUCAUUCACCCAUCAUGGCAGCGACUGCUGCUGGAACUUGUCCCCUAAGACAGGUGGAGGAGAAAUGCUACCAGUCCUUGUAGCUGAAAAGGUUAUUCCUAAUGUAGGGAGACUCCUUGCUUAUUCAGAUAAUAAAGUACACGCUGCUUUUUAUGAUGGAAUGAUCCUGAACAUGUUAUGGGAUUUCAGUUCUCUUUCUGGAAUCUCACAGAGACCUCAAGAUGGUAACAUAGGAUGGUGUAAGCUUAUUGCUCCUGAAGGAACACAGCAUCUUCUCCAGAUAGAUCAUCCUGGGCUUUAUGAAAGAUACAUUGAAACUGUAGUUGAAUGGUGCAGAAGCUUGAACAGGGGCAGGGAGAGAUGUACAGAUAUACCACAAUCUAUUCCUGAAGGAAACUGGUCAGUUGCUGAUGAACUUGAAAAAAUAAAACGAUUCAACUUUUUAGUGGAGAACAGCAAUAUUCCACGUAUGGUUUCUCCUGUGAAGACAAAUCCAUCCUCCAACAUAGAUAAUGAAAGGAGUCUAGAAGAAAUAUUUUUAGCUGGAGAUAUUAGUAAAAAGAACAUAGCUGAGACUUUGGAAAAAACAUCUAAAAUUAUCAAUGAUAUUGAUUCAAUUUUAGCUCUCUCUGCAAACUGAAACAGUCUGAAAAUUUUCAAAUGUUGCCCCUCAGUAACAGAAUUCUUUGGUUUGUUUUUGGAGGAGGAGAUCCAAGUCAAAGAGGUAGCUGUCUGUUCUGAGUCACUGACUCUAAGUUAUAGAUAAUCAAAGGAAUAAUUAUAACAAGCCAUAGUUUAUAUAAAGGAUAGAAGAUGAAAUUGUUUCUAUUCUUAUGUUAAGAGUCACUAAAUGUCUCUGUAUAGAAUUUAGGGCUGCAACAUGCAUGAAAAGAUUAUUUCACUCAUCUUGAAUUUUAGGGCUAUUUGAUAACAUGGUUUUCUGAUUUUAGUGGAGAAGAAAAGAGAUCCAUAAAACUGUUCUAGAACAGAAAAUGUUAAGUCGUCAAAGUCUGAAUCAGCCAUGUGCAGAAAAUUUUUAAUUCUAGAAAUUUGGAGGCCUACUGCAAAAUCAGGCUUGGGGGCUCCCAUGUACAGUCAGUCCUUGAUCGUCAGAAGUCUGUGGUAUGUAAAAGAAAAUGACAUGCUCCUGCAGAAAUAGACUUCAACACCAACAAUUAGUCACAUCUUCAGGUACCAUGCCUGACAAAAAUUUGAAUUCUUCUGCCAGUUCUGUGGCAUCCACAUCAGAGAAGGGGUUGCAUUUGUGUUUGUAAGUACACAUGCAAGCUUUUUGCAGCCAUUCAGUUUCUGCUUGCCUAAUGUUUUACAAUAUAUUCUUUCACAUUCCUGAUGUCACUGAAAUAAUUAGAACAUUCAUACAAUUGUUUGGAUCUUUCAUGCAGUGAAACUAGGGCUGCAUCCACAAUUUUCUUGAAAAAAAUUGAUCCUGAAAUGUUCCCCUGAGAUAAGUGUGGGUUCAUCCUUGCACUCAUAAGAAAACUAGCUGCUGCCAGCUUUGUUCACCAAAAUUCACUUCACUGCCCAAAUUGGUUAUUAAUUUAUCUGCUUUCACAAAGCCAUCAACUUGAUAUAUUUUUAUGAUAGCUGCUGCAAUUUUUAUAAGCACUACCAU